CGAAUCAAGAAUGCUGAACCGGUUUCCCGCACAGCUUAGUCGUCUUCCAGCACGCUUCCGAUCGACAGUUAUUGAGUUAUCAGCAUUCAUCAAUGGCCCUUCGCAUCGGGUUUUGUUUGGCGCUGCUGUUGGUGAUAGUUCAAGGUCAACGAAUAGCAGAGAAAAAAUGUCAAGAGUACCGGAAGCUCACCGUCAAAACAGCGUCGAUCAUCCCGUUGGUGGUCAAUCCUAACCCACUGAGAAUAACUAGCUUCAAUUGUUCCAAAACGGUGGAUCUAAUUGUUGGAGGCGAAGUGGCCAGAAAGCACGAGUUCCCUCACCAGGCUCUGUUGGGUUGGAGCGAUGGAGACGACUAUAAGUUUGAUUGCGGUGGAUCGCUGAUUAGCAAACGGUACGUACUCACUGCUGCACACUGUUUCAAACAAGGAAAUCCUGACAUCGUUCGCCUGGGGGAACACAACAUAGAGGACGAUACGGAUAACCAGGUUGAUCUUCCGAUUGAGUCGAUAAUUAGGCAUCCAGAUCACAUGUUUAAAUCUUCGUAUCAUGAUAUUGCACUUAUCAAGUUGAAGGACAACGUGCGUUUCUCGAAAGUCAUCAGGCCUGCUUGCUUAUGGACCGGGGAGAAUAUCAACGUGACUGCCGUGAUUGCGACGGGUUUCGGUAGCAUGGAAACGGCCGGCAGUGGAUCCAAUUUGCUGCGUAAAGUUGUUUUACAGUUCGUGGAUAAGCAGUUAUGCGAAAGGCAGUUCUCAGGAAGACGGUUCGCGUCUGGGCUCAUGGAUCAGCAGCUGUGCAUAGGAAGCGAAACAUCCGGCAAAGACACUUGUCAGGGAGACUCGGGUGGUCCGAUUCAAACUAUACUGGAGACGAAGGGAUGCACCUACCAUGUAAUCGCCGUCACUUCACUAGGCCCUCUGUCGUGUGGGGAUUCACCUGCCCUCUAUACCAAGGUGUCUAGCUACAUCGACUGGAUUGAAGGAAUCGUGUGGAAAGAUGAAUAAUGUCUGUUUCGUAGAACUGGAAUUUUCGAAAUACAAACCAUGUUCAAAACGUA
This is a messenger RNA of Aedes albopictus (Asian tiger mosquito), 1057 nucleotides long. RefSeq names its product serine protease snake-like. The transcript has 4 exons. Gene Ontology annotation, molecular function: serine-type endopeptidase activity. NCBI's taxonomy places the organism in Eukaryota, Metazoa, Arthropoda, Insecta, Diptera, Culicidae. The record is from RefSeq and is a predicted model, not a curated record. Gene Ontology annotation, biological process: proteolysis. Bases 93 to 1004 code for a protein of 303 amino acids.